Merops nubicus (carmine bee-eater) is the source of this 815-nucleotide messenger RNA. Its product is annotated as T-cell surface antigen CD2-like. The transcript is spliced from 5 exons. NCBI's taxonomy places the organism in Eukaryota, Metazoa, Chordata, Aves, Coraciiformes, Meropidae. The record is from RefSeq and is a predicted model, not a curated record. The annotation marks the transcript as partial.
AUGAACUUUACAAGGAUCUUCCUGGUCAAGUGCUUGCUGCUUUUAUCUCCCAGUGUAAAAUGCUCUGUCACCAAAUGGAUUUACAAGACUGUGAAUGAGUCGGCUCUUCUCAGCAUUGCUGCUGGUGGGGACAUAUAUGAUGCAACGUGGCAGAGAGACAGAAAAAGGUUGCUUCAGAUAAAAGAUAAGAAAGUUAAGUACUAUGUGAACAAGGACCAGUGCAGGUGUAAGAUAUUCCUAAAUGGGACUCUACAAAUAGAGCAGGUAGUGAAAGAGGACAGUGGAAAGUACACAGUAGUAGUUUAUCAAGAGGAUGGAAAAUUGAAGGCAGAAGAAGAUACAAUGUUCAUCGUUCAGGAGACUGUCCCUCAGCCAGUCCUCAGUGGUGAAUGUAUGAAUAAAACCAUAUCUGUUACGUGUGAAGUGAAGCAGAAGACUAAAGAGGAAACAUUUAUAAUAGAACUGAUCCAAGAUAAAAGCAAAAAAAUCCGAAAGAAUGCAACAAGGUUGGAAUUGCACACACGGUAUUCUGGGACAUUCAGAUGUGUUGUUAAGAAUCAAGUCAGCGAAAAAAUGACUGAAAAAGUAAUUAAGUGCUCAGGCCAGCUGGAUCUUUAUCUCAUCUUAAGCAUAGCAGGAGGUGCAGUCUUCUUAGUCAUCUCUGUGAUUUUGCUUAUUUAUUGUAUCAGGAAGAAGAAAGCAGAAAGGCUUGAAGAUAAUGAUGAUGAGCAAAGGCCACGGUCUCGCCGGGUGGACAGCGAAAUGGUGGUGCGGGAGCUCCCUCCGGUGCCGUGCGACCCCACCCCAAAGCAGCU